Molecule: messenger RNA, 1983 nt
Organism: Penaeus vannamei (Pacific white shrimp)
Lineage: Eukaryota; Metazoa; Arthropoda; Malacostraca; Decapoda; Penaeidae
Source: RefSeq, a predicted model, not a curated record
AUGGGAUGCUUUCAGGUGGUCAUGCUCUGCCUGGCGCUGGUGGAGGCUGCUGACCCUCUGUGCAGGCAGCUGGUGGCGCUGGCAGCAGAUGGUCUCUUUCCAACAUCGCUCUCUCACCAGUGCUCGCGAACGAGCUCACACGCCCACGCCCACCUGACUGGAGGAACCUUGGCAGCCCUCAUGGGUCUGCUCUUCAGCCAUGUGCUCUUGCUGCAAGUCAUGGCAACAUGUACACUCUGUCUCCAUGUGGUGGUGGUGCUAGUGGUGAUGUACAGAAGGCACCGUUGUUCGUAUGGAACCUUAUGUUCCGUCGCAGCCACAGCCUCCUCGUGUUCCCCGUACAGCUACCAUCGAUUGGCUCCUCCUCGACAUUCACGACAAGAACGGACUUUACAUUUUCUCAAGGAUGGCCUGCGUGUGCUACCUCAGCGGGUUCUUCCCGCGAGGCCCAAGGCUUCGCCGCUCACGUCCCCGGGCUCCGAGAGCGGCGUCAGUGGACUCAGCCACGACGCCCGCGACACCGCGCCUCUGUUGGACAACCUCGAGACGUCGCCCACCUCUCCCUUGAAGGCGCCGCUCGCGCCAUCGCCCCCCACCCUGCAGAGUGAGUGUCCGGAGCUGGAGGCCGCUACACCCCGUGAACCUCCUCAAUCGGCUGACUCGGAGUCUGAGUCGGCUGCGUCAGGUUACGAAACGGAUACAGACGCGGAGGACGACAUAGACGCCGCAGUGGCCGAGUACCAGGAAAAGCUGCGUGUGGCAACGCUAGACACCGGCGCCCCCUGCACGCCGAACCCCGCCUCAGCUCGGCGGGCGUGCUUGGUGCUUGCAGCUCUGCUAUUAACGGUCAUUAUAGAAUCCCUUGUGGCAGUGUAUGGGUGGCGAGGCGGCGGUACUCACCCGUUCCUGGUGGCGACUUUGGUCAUCUGCAUGUUGGUCACUCUCCUGCUGGUGGUCCUGCUCACUCGCCUGCCUACCCUCCGUCCCAACCAAACCGUCGCCUUCCAAGUGCCGGCCGCGCCGUGGCUCCCCGCUGCGGCUCUCUUCCUCAACUUCUUCUUGCUGGUGCAGGUGCUCAGCCACUCCUGGGCGGUCCUCUUCGUGUAUUUAUUAGCAGGUAUCUCGUGGUACUUCAUCUACGGGAUGCGCCACAGCGCCCUUGCCACACAGGAAGUCGUGACCCAAAGAGUUCGCGCGAACGAGUUCAUCUGCCUGGAGCCCCUCGCGCCCCCUGCCCUGACCUCCACCCUUUUGCAGGCGUCCUCCGAGAGGCUGCCCGACCCCGCCCACCAUCAAAGCUUCACCAGGUUAACGCCAGUCGAUACAGUGCUCAUCACCAGGUGAAGAGCGCUCUGGCAAUGACAACUAUGGAGAAAGUCAGCCUUUGGUACCGAUGAGGGAUAUUUUUGAAGAGGAAGCCCUUCGCGAAAUGAGCCGUUUUUGAAAGAAAACCUUUUCUUCCACAAAUCUGUUUAGUGUCAAGUGCCAUAACUCUCUUUAAUAUGAUAAUAUUAAAACUUUAAGAAAGGAAACAGCGAUACUUAUUUCCGGAUUGGGAAUCGCUUUUGAUAAUCAAGUACCAGUUCACAGCAGUGUCUUUCCAUGUGAUAAGAAUCAAAAGAUAUUACUGAUGCAAUUAAUUUAAGGAGGUGUAGGCCUGUCCAAGCAAUAAAUAGAAUUAUCUACAAGGUGAAGGCAAUAAAAGAUGGAAUUAUGGAGGGCGAAAAAAUAUAUAUAUACUGGUAAAAAUACGUAUUUCAACUUUGUUCUGGACAUUGACGCAUGUCAUUGCUUUUUUGUUCAUGUAGGUCAAAAGUAGUCAUGCUGGCCGUCCGUUAAUGCAUUCCAUGAGGCUAAUCAGUCGGCCUCACAAAAUGAAGAUGGUAGAGUCUAAUUUGAGACUGAUAGGAGCUUCAUGAGUACGAAGACGUAGAGAGUAAGGCAAUGGAGACGUUGAAUGGAAUUAUAAACCGAUUAUUCCUC